AUGGAGUAUCUAGAAAUAACAGGUUUUGCUCAUAUAGCAAAAAUAAAUAGUCUCAAAAUCGACUUAAGCUUAGUUGUGGCUCUGUUAGAGAAAUGGAGACCGGAAACACACACUUUUCACUUCCUAACAGGUGAAUGCACAAUAACGCUAGAAGAUGCGAAUAUGUUACUUGGUUUCCGAGUUGAUGGAAAAGCUAUCAACGGUCCUACCGAAGUAACAAAUGAUGUUUACAUGGAAAACUUGGGGGUGGAAUCUACAGAAGCGGAUAAAAAUAGAGGUUCUGUUAGGAUCACCUGGCUAGAAAAUUUAUAUGAAAUUUUAAAAAAUAACUCUGCACCCACACAACAAGAAAUUGUGUUACAAGCUAAAGUUUAUAUUUUACUUGUAAUUGCUACUAUAUUGUUUCCCGACAAAAGUCAAAAUCUAUUGCAUUCUUCCUGGAUUCCUUUUGUAGGGGAUCUUGAAAAAUGCGGCACCUAUAGUUGUGGUUUUGCAUGUCUUGCAAAACUGUACAGGGAAAUAUGCAAGGCUGCAGUCAAGGAUGUUAGGAGCAUGAGUGGUUGUGUUCUUCUACUCACUUCUUGGGCAUUCACACGUAUACCAUUGUUUGCUCCUGUUAGUACAAUGCAACCCUCGUAUCCAUACGCACAAAGAUGGACGCAAAAACGGAGGAAUUACGAUGCUAAUCCUCGUUUUCAUCUACAAGGAUAUCGAAACGCAUUGGACCAUAUGUAA
Molecule: messenger RNA, 735 nt
Organism: Lathyrus sativus (Indian pea)
Lineage: Eukaryota; Viridiplantae; Streptophyta; Magnoliopsida; Fabales; Fabaceae
Source: the annotation of a GenBank genome assembly